ACACAAAUCUCACACAUCUCUCUCUAUCUGCGAGCUCUAUAUUUGUUUUGUUAAAUAUCAAAACUCAUUCCUUGAUCUUCUCCGUUCCAGUUCUUUAUGCCUCACAGGCAGUAAACUCUUUUUCUGUGUGUAUUGUUCUUUUUACGGCAGAAUACACAUAUAAUCUUAUAUUGGUCUAACAUGUGAUGAAAUCUCCUCACAUCAUCAUUUCACUUGUUUUCUUAUUCUUCCUUUCUUUAGUCCUCCAAAGCCAUCAAAGAACCAUUGAUCAAAGUGACCGUAUUGGUUCCAGUGAUCAACACGCCCGUGAUGUAGCGGUGACUUCUCCGGAAGGGACAAGAAGAGAGACGUUUAGAGUUCGGCGGCCCAUGACCGCAUGGAGGAAGGGGAAGAUGCUCAAUAACAGUGAACAUGGAGUCCCAAGCGGUCCAAAUCCCAUCUCUAAUAGGUAGAAAUGUGUAACAUAUUUAUUACAGAGCUUGUUGUAUGAAUAUUUUGCCUUGUAGUCCAGUGUAUCUCUUUUCUUAAUUAUGAGGUCGCACGUACAAAAGUCAUCGAACGUUACCUGUCUUUAGUUCAAAGUUUGAAAGUUCUAAUUCUGCUGGAAAAAAAUGUUUUGUGGGAGUUGCAUAAAUUA
Eruca vesicaria subsp. sativa (arugula) is the source of this 637-nucleotide messenger RNA. NCBI's taxonomy places the organism in Eukaryota, Viridiplantae, Streptophyta, Magnoliopsida, Brassicales, Brassicaceae. The record is from the annotation of a GenBank genome assembly.